Salvelinus namaycush (lake trout) is the source of this 2478-nucleotide messenger RNA. Its product is annotated as RAS guanyl-releasing protein 2-like. The transcript has 12 exons. NCBI's taxonomy places the organism in Eukaryota, Metazoa, Chordata, Actinopteri, Salmoniformes, Salmonidae. Gene Ontology annotation, biological process: positive regulation of GTPase activity; Ras protein signal transduction. Gene Ontology annotation, cellular component: plasma membrane. The record is from RefSeq and is a predicted model, not a curated record. Gene Ontology annotation, molecular function: guanyl-nucleotide exchange factor activity; calcium ion binding. Bases 192 to 1598 code for a protein of 468 amino acids.
UCCAGUUCGUUCCAGUCAUUGGCAGCAGAGAACUGGAAGGAAAGGUGACCAAAUGAAGAAUUGGCUUUGGGGGUGACCAGUGAAAUAUACCUGCUGUUAAGUCUGCCGGCAUUGAGUGCAUCUGAAUUGGGAAGAGAGGGUAGAGGACAAAGAACACUGGGAAACAAGAGGAAGAGAGGAGGAGGAGAAAAAUGGAGGCCAUAUCUUUAGAUCAGUCUGCGACGGUGGAUGAGCUGGUGGAAGCGUGCAUCCAAGCCUUUGAUGAGACGGGCACUUUGAAGGACCCCUCCCUAGUGCGUAUGUUUCUUAUGAUGCACCCUUGGUACCUUCCCUCCACCGACAUGGCAAAGAAACUACUGCUCAAAUCACAGGAGGAGAGCUGCACUGCUGAGCUCAGGACAAGAAUCUGCCACUUGGUGAAGUACUGGAUCAGUGAGUUCCCAGCGGAGUUCAAUCUGAACCCAGAGCUGGCAGAGCAGAUCAAAGACCUCAAGGACCUCUUGACCACUGAGGGGAACGAGCGGCAGAGUCAGCUCAUCGACAUCGACAGUGUGCCGUCAUACAAGUGGAAGCGUCAGGUGACCCAGAGGCAGCCAUCCAUGUCUAAGAAGAGGAAGAUGUCUCUGCUGUUUGACCACUUGGACUCCAGCGAGCUUGCCACACACCUCACCUACCUGGAGUACAAGUCCUUCUGCAAGAUACUGUUCCAGGACUACCACAGCUUUGUGAUGCAUGGCUGCACGGUAGACAACCCCAUCCUGGAGCGCUUCAUCACACUCUUCAACAGUGUGUCUCAGUGGAUCCAGCUGAUGGUGCUCAGCAAGCCAACCGCCCCCCAGAGGGCUGCAGUCAUCUCCCACUUCAUCAGGGUGGCUCAGAAACUGCUCCAGCUUCAGAACUUCAACACUCUGAUGGCUGUGGUGGGGGGGCUCAGUAACAGCUCCAUAUCUCGCCUCAAAGACACCCAGUCACACAUCAGCAACGAGACCAACAAGGUGUUCAACAGCCUGAUCGAACUGGUGACGUCGUGCGGCAACUACAGCCAGUACCGACGUCGUUUCUCCGACUGCACAGGCUUCCGUUUUCCUAUCCUGGGCGUGCACCUCAAGGACCUGAUCGCCGUGCACGUGGCGCUGUCCGACUGGGCCGACCCGGGCAAGAGCAGGGUCAACCUGGCCAAGAGCCAACAGCUGUAUGUUAUCCUCCAGGAGUUGGCGCUGAUCCAGACCACGCCACCCAGCAUCGAUGCCAACACAGACCUACUUAACCUACUUACGGUGUCUCUGGACCAGUACCACACAGAAGAGGAGAUCUACCAGCUGUCUCUACAGAAAGAGCCACGCAGUGCUAAACCGGCGAACUCCGGCUCCGCCCCUGCUCCUGCCCCCAAGCCAUCGAUGAUUGACGAGUGGGCUGCGUCGGUGAAGCCCAAAGCCGACCCUGCGGUCAUCAACAAACACAUAGAGAAGAUGGUGGACUCUGUCUUCAAGAACUUUGACACGGACGGGGACGGUCACAUCUCCAGGGAGGAGUUUGAGAUCAUCAGGAACAACUUCCCCUACCUCAGCAAGUUUGGAGAACUGGACAAAAACCAGUGAGAGACAAAACCAGCAUCUCAGCAACUGUUAACCAUCGGCUACAUAGCAACGGUCACGAAUAACUGAUAUUGUAACCGUAGGCUACGUAGCAACAGUCACGUAUAACUGAUAUUGCAACCGUAGGCUACGUAGCAACAGUCACGUGUAACUGAUAUUGUAACCGUAGGCUACGUAGCAACAGUCACGUGUAACUGAUAUUGUAACCGUAGGCUACGUAGCAACAGUCACGUGUAACUGAUAUUGUAACCGUAGGCUACGUAGCAACAGUCACGUGUAACUGAUAUUGUAACCGUAGGCUACGUAGCAACAGUCACGUGUAACUGAUAUUGUAACCGUAGGCUACGUAGCAACAAUCACGUGUAACUGAUAUUGUAACCGUAGGCUACGCAGCAACAGUCGUGUGUAACUGAUAUUGUAACCGUAGGCUACGUAGCAACAGUCACGUAUAACUGAUAUUGCAACCGUAGGCUACGUAGCAACAGUCACGUAUAACUGAUAUUGUAACCGUAGGCUACGCAGCAACAGUCACGUGUAACUGAUAUUGUAACCGUAGGCUACGUAGCAACAGUCACGUAUAACUGAUAUUGUAACCGUAGGCUACGUAGCAACAGUCACGUAUAACUGAUAUUGUAACCGUAGGCUACGUAGCAACAGUCACAUAUAACUGAUAUUGUAACCGUAGGCUACGUAGCAACAGUCACGUGUAACUGAUAUUGUAACCGUAGGCUACGCAGCAACAGUCACGUGUAACUGAUAUUGUAACCGUAUAUGUUAUAGUAUUGCACCAUUAGAUCGGGAAGGAGACACAUCUUGUUAAUCAUCUCAAUAUCUCUCUCCCUCGCUCUACCUCUCGCUAUCUCUCGCUCUCCAUUUCUCACUC